Pyrenophora tritici-repentis Pt-1C-BFP is the source of this 1239-nucleotide messenger RNA. RefSeq names its product tyrosinase central domain protein. Gene Ontology annotation, molecular function: oxidoreductase activity. Lineage: Eukaryota; Fungi; Ascomycota; Dothideomycetes; Pleosporales; Pleosporaceae. The record is from RefSeq and is a predicted model, not a curated record.
AUGCGUUUCAGUUCUCCUCUAGCGUUGGCACUCCUUGCUGGGACUUUGUCAAACGCGCUACCAGCCCCCCAGGAUUCAACACUAGAACCUUCGGCGCUACCAACGGAAGCCUCGAGCGACGCCUCAACUGCAAGUGGGCAAAUCGAAAAACUAGUCGCGUAUGCGCAACAGCAAGCCGAAGCUGAGCUGAAGGCCAACUCCAAGAAGCGUGGCACUUGCAACAAGAACAAUAUCGCCGUACGCCGAGAAUGGAGCGCUCUUUCCAAGACCGAACGAAAAGCUUACACCGAUGCUGUGCUCUGCCUUCAGUCAAAACCGGCCAAGACCCCUGCUUCCGUUAUGCCUGGAGCUAAGUCACGGUUCGAUGACUUUGUUGGCAACCAUAUCAUCUCGACCCUGAACAUUCACUACACGGGUAACUUCCUGGCAUGGCACCGCUACUUUACCUGGCAAUACGAGCAGGCGCUGCGCAACGAGUGCGGCUACAAGGGCUACCAGCCAUACUGGGACUGGGCCAAGACUGCUGUCACUGGCCUUGAGAACUCGUCCAUGCUCGACGGCUCAGCUUACUCCAUGUCUGGCAAUGGAGAGGCGGUUGCAGGUCAAGGAGAUGUUGUCAUCAUCAAUACAGGACCACCAGAGAUUCGCAUUCCCCACGGUACCGGUGGUGGUUGCAUCAAGAGCGGCCCAUUCAAGAACAUGAAGGUGAACCUCGGCCCAGCUUCCCUGAACUUGGCCAACGGAACCACAAUCGCCAAUGGUGACGGCCUAGGAUACAACCCAAGGUGCCUGAAGCGCGACUUGACCGACUACACAAUCCGAAAGUGGGCGACAUCACCCCUCGUCGCCAGCCUGAUCAUCGACAACAAGGAUAUCUGGAACUUUGAGAUGACCAUGCAGGGCUGGCCGGGAACCCAAGACCUCGGUGUCCACGGUGGUGGUCACUACGCCAUGGGCGGUGACCCAGGCCGCGAUUUCUUCGUCUCUCCCGGCGACCCUCUCUUCUACCUGCACCACGGCAUGAUUGACCGCACCUGGUGGAUCUGGCAGGCUUUGGACACCAAGACGCGUACCAGCGGCGCGGGUAUUUCUGGCACUCAGACUUUCCUCAACAACCCUCCUUCCGCCAACACGACGCUUGAGGAUGUUGUGGAUCUCGGAUAUGCUGCAAGCCCGCCGGUGAAGAUUGCAGACCUCAUGAGCACAGUCAAGGGACCCAUGUGCUACAUGUACGCGUGA